UCUCUGGCAGAGAGCUCUCAUAAAGUGCUCACUGCUCACUUAUCUUCCGGCUUUGUGACAGAAUGAGAUUGUAGCAUCAGCGCUGAACAGAAUCCCAGCUCAAGGUGAUGGGGCCUGACGGAGCCCCGGGUCCAGCUGUGCCCUGGAGGAAGGUGCUGUGGGAGCGGCAGCCGUUCCCUGACAACUAUGUGGACCAGCGUUUCCUGGAGGAACUACGCAGGAAUGAGGGCAUCCGACAGUACCGAUACUGGACUGUGGUGAAAGAGGCAGGCUUUGUCGGAGAGCAGCUGUCCUGUGUGGCCAUUUUUAUCACCCUCUGGCUCUACAUGGAGCAGGGUCAGCUGUCCCCUGAGAGGCUGUUAUGGAGCAGCCUUAUCUGCGCUCUGCUGGGUUACGGACUGCACCAAGCCCUGACGUCUCAAGUGCAGUCGGGCUGUGAGCCGCGGACCCGUCUAGCUGACUUACAGAGUGCCACUAUUUUUCUUUCCUUUACCUUUGGCUUCUCGCCAGUUCUGAAGACACUAACAGAGUCUGUGAGUACCGACACAGUGUACGCCAUGUCUGCCAUGAUGCUGCUUGCCCACCUGGUGUCGUUCCCUUACGCCCAGCCCUCCCCCCCAGGCAGCCUCUCCCUGAAUGCAGCCCUGUUUGCCUCUGUGUGUUUGGCCUCGAGGUUACCUGGGGCUCUGCACACCUUCGCCAUGCUCAGCUGUGCCCUGCUGGUGUUUGCCCUGUGGCCCUGCCUGCUGCAGAGGCUCAGGGAGAAAGCCCCGAGCCACUUCACAGGGGUGUGUGUAGGAGUGUGUUUCGCGGGAGUGGGUGGUCUGGGGUCCCAAUGGCCAGGGGGGGCUGUGCUCUUAGCCCUGGCCUUAGGGAGCGUUACAUUACUCUGCCCCCUGCUGCUAGUCAGACUGCAGAGGCACAAGGACAACAUCCAAGGACCCUGGGAUGAGGCUGAGAUUCAAGAGGAUCUCAGUCACUUCCUUCACUAAUGGACACAGCAGAGAUAAGCACACAGGUGUAUAGCUGACAUUUAAAGCUGCAAGACAACUGAGAAUUGUAUAUGGAUAACUGUCAGUAUGCAGUAUUAUGCUGCUGCUUUCAACUGACAAAUGUUAACUUUGGUCCACAUCUGACAGCCAUUACAACUUUUUAUACUUUUACAGUGAAAACUAAGAUGUUUUUAAUGCUGCUACUGUCUUUAAAGUGUUGAUCUCAGACAUGUAAUGGAAGAUAUCAACUGACAUGCAAUGGUAACUUACAUUACUGGAUAUUCCAGUUUUGCUUGCAGCAAUUUAAUACAAGUGAUAUUUUAAUAUAUGUGGGGGAUUUUUCUAUGUUUUUAUAGAUUGUGUACAGUUUGAUGUUGUUAAUAAAUGGACAGAUCCAACGUGUUUAACCCAGGGAAUUGCAAAAUAUGUUACAAUGAAACAUUUGAAGUUAAAAUGAAGGGCAAUAAAGAAAGUUUAACCCUG
Molecule: messenger RNA, 1475 nt
Organism: Gymnodraco acuticeps
Lineage: Eukaryota; Metazoa; Chordata; Actinopteri; Perciformes; Bathydraconidae
Gene: pigc
Product: phosphatidylinositol glycan anchor biosynthesis, class C
Exons: 3
Coding region: 108-992 (294 amino acids)
Biological process (GO): GPI anchor biosynthetic process
Cellular component (GO): glycosylphosphatidylinositol-N-acetylglucosaminyltransferase (GPI-GnT) complex; membrane
Source: RefSeq, a predicted model, not a curated record